UAAAUUAUUUGUCUUUAGAUUAAAGAUAUUUUGGAAGAAAAGCAGAGGAGUCUCAAUUUUGAAGAAAUGGAAGACUGGGCAUCAAAAAAUACCAUUAAAAUGAACCCUUUUACAGUAAACAAGAUGCCAAAUUCAGUUGCUAAUUUACCUCUUAGAUUUGGAAGGAAUUAUCCAGAAGAAAGAAGCAUUAAACCAUUUGCUAAUUUGCCCCUGAGAUUUGGAAGAGCUUUUGGAGACAACAUACCUAAUCAUGCUCCAAAGGUAUCACACAGGCUUGGGAGAUCUCCACUUGUUAGAAGUUCCAGUCAAUCACUUCUAAAUUUGCCACAGAGAUUUGGGAAGUCAUUGACUGUCAAUCAGGAAUCUGAACCAGGGAUAUGAAUUCUAACAGUCACAAUAAUACUGGGAUGAAAUUAUGAAGAUGAAAUCUGAAAGACUUGGAAAAGCUGCAAUGUGUGUUCAAAACCAAAAGUCAUGAAAAGGAAAUGUGAACCGAAAUGUAAACCUGUCUUCAUGUUAUGAAUAAUAUAUUAAUUAUGUACAAACCUUUGACAUAUAAGGCAAUGAUAAUUGUAGUGAUUAUUGUAGUGCUUUACUUCAGUGGCAGUGUAAUAUAAAUUCUAUUUACUUCUGUGUAACUCAUAUCCUGUUGGUUGUAAAACCUAAUUUCAGAACAAUGGCUGCAUAAUUGAAAGCAUUUUAAGCAAAAGAAGCAUA
This is a messenger RNA of Lepidothrix coronata (blue-crowned manakin), 717 nucleotides long. It is a transcript of the gene NPVF, whose product is annotated as neuropeptide VF precursor. Gene Ontology annotation, biological process: neuropeptide signaling pathway; negative regulation of gonadotropin secretion. Bases 67 to 381 code for a protein of 104 amino acids. The transcript has 2 exons. Gene Ontology annotation, molecular function: signaling receptor binding. NCBI's taxonomy places the organism in Eukaryota, Metazoa, Chordata, Aves, Passeriformes, Pipridae. The record is from RefSeq and is a predicted model, not a curated record.